UAACUCCGACCCAUCUGUUUGUUUCUCGAGAAACAGAAAGAAAAAUUAUCUUUAAACGUCAAUUUCUCCUCCUUUUCACGGAAACCGAGCGGAUCGCUACGCUUUUCGCGGUUGUCUAUUCCUUCUUAUUGCUAGAUCUGUUCGCUUGUUUAUCUGCUUUGAUAAAGUGUUGAGACUUACAGGUUUAAAGAAAUUUAGGGAGUUGGUUUUGGGUGAGGCGAAGCAGGAAAUGAUUAAAAGGUAUGGAGUGUUUUGAUGUGCAGAAACUAUCAUGUUGCAGUGCAUAGAUGGAUUUAAGCAUGUAUGUGCUUCCCUGUUGCGGUGUUGUGACCUUGAUUUGUACAAACAGUCAAGAGGCCUUGAAGAUCCUGAAGUUCUAGCUAGAGAGACAGUGUUUAGUGUAAGUGAAAUCGAGGCACUUUAUGAACUGUUUAAGAAGAUCAGCAGUGCUGUGAUUGAUGAUGGGUUGAUUAACAAGGAGGAGUUCCAGUUAGCGUUAUUCAAGACAAACAAAAAGGAGAGUUUGUUUGCUGAUCGGGUUUUUGACUUGUUUGAUACAAAACACAACGGGAUACUAGGUUUUGAAGAGUUUGCUCGUGCUCUGUCUGUUUUCCAUCCAAAUGCCCCUAUUGAUGAUAAAAUUGAGUUUUCAUUUCAACUGUAUGAUCUCAAGCAGCAAGGUUUUAUUGAGAGGCAGGAGGUGAAGCAAAUGGUAGUAGCUACACUUGCUGAAUCUGGUAUGAACCUUUCAGAUGAUGUUAUAGAAAGUAUUAUCGACAAGACCUUUGAAGAAGCAGAUACAAAACAUGACGGGAAGAUCGACAAAGAAGAGUGGAGAAGCCUUGUUUUACGACAUCCAUCCCUUCUGAAGAAUAUGACCCUUCAAUAUCUCAAGGACAUCACGACAACGUUUCCAAGUUUUGUGUUCCAUUCGCGGGUUGAGGAUACCUGAAUGCCGUCAAGAUACAAGUAUUUUGUUUCCUUCUGGGUGUUUGGGGUUUCAACGGACUAAUGCACAUUCAAGAUUGUUUUGUUGAGAUUAUUUGACAUUUUGGGUUCAUUUAAACUUUAUUAAGGUAUGGACAUCGAACUCCUUUUCUGUGUCAUAAAAUUCGGACCAACUAGUCAAACUGGUUCAAUUGGGACUUGGUGAUCAGUUUGGUUCGGUUGAGAUUUAAAGUUUAUUUAGUUAUUGGAUUGGAUGGACUUGCGGUUAAGCAUUAGUUUGGAUCGACCUGUUGGGUUGUGCUUCAACUAUUAGAUCAAUUUGAUUAAAUUGUCAUAUAAAAUUUUACAAUUGCAAGAAUGAUUAUACAUUUUUUUUAUCA
Messenger RNA from Mangifera indica (mango), 1328 nucleotides. RefSeq names its product calcineurin B-like protein 3. The transcript is spliced from 11 exons. Bases 272 to 952 code for a protein of 226 amino acids. NCBI's taxonomy places the organism in Eukaryota, Viridiplantae, Streptophyta, Magnoliopsida, Sapindales, Anacardiaceae. The record is from RefSeq and is a predicted model, not a curated record. Gene Ontology annotation, biological process: calcium-mediated signaling. Gene Ontology annotation, molecular function: kinase binding; calcium ion binding.